AUGUCGUCAGACACACCCAGGCCCAGAAAGAGAGGCCAAGCUCAGAGCAGCGAAGUUGAAGGCAGCAGAGCCCCUUCUCUAGUUGAGAAGAUGAUGGCGACAAUCCAGCUAGAGGAACAGCUCAACCCCAAGCUGACCUUGAAACGGUUUCUCUGCGUUCGAUCUGUGGUUUCGACGUCUUCAUCCUAUGCAAAGAGACAGCAAGCCGCUUUAGGAACAAGAUCAGAGUUCCGCUCGAUUGGAGCAGGAACUUGUGGUAGAGUUUACGAAGUUCCUGGGACCGCCGAUGUGUUCAAGGUUGCCCACUUCCCAGGAAAGGAGACGGAUCAACUCUGGAACGAUUACAAGACUCACGUGAAAGUCUCCAAGCAAUUCGAAGACUUUGGACGAGGCAAUAUCAAGGUUCAAGUCCCCCGUCACAAGUACUUCGUUGGAAUGCAUGACGAGGUCUGGUGGCCUGAGAACUUGGACCGCUUUCCCAAUCUUUCGACGCCCUCGAAUCUACUAGCAACAGAAAGAAUCCUUCCUCUGACCAAGGUGAUUCGCGAAUCACUCAUCGACAUGUACUGUCCCUCUGAACAUCGCGCAUACUUCAAAGCCGAUGCAUCCAACAAGGACUGCCUGGUUCGGAUCUACUUGGGAAAGAGAAGGGUGCCAGUAUCGUCCAAGUGCAAGGGAUUUCAGCUACGCAACUUUCAGUUGCAUCUGGACCAGAUCGAAGAGUUGGAGCUGGACUCUGGAGGGUUUGCUACUUGCAUAGCUGAAGCUUUAGCCAUCAUGCACUGGGCCUGCCAGUUGGAUGCCAACGAUGUCGAAUUCGUCCUCGGAGCAGACCCUGACUACGUUGCUGAGCCUCACCUCAUUCAACAAGAGAACCUUUCUCCGAGCAUGAUAGCGAAUAUGAAGCCUAACACUUCAACCUGGGACGCCUCACUUAAGAACUUCCACAAGAAGACUACCCAUAUCUGGAUGCUAGACUUCAACCGUUGCGCCAUUUUUGCGCCUACCCAGGAAGGCUUGAAGCAACUGGUCCAUUCUUUCUUCAGAAACGACCCGUACUUUCCUAGGCCAUAUGCAGAGUUGAAGAGGGAUCAGGAGCUGUGGGAUAUCUUCAGCAGAACUUACCUGACAACUGCCCAGAAGUGUGUGAACAAGGGAAAACUCUCUGAGAAGUAUGUAAAUCUACCUUCUCUCUUCCUGAACAUGGUACAGGUGGAGCAGAAGAGAAGGUUGGACGCGCGAGAUGCAUGA
Molecule: messenger RNA, 1251 nt
Organism: Alternaria atra
Lineage: Eukaryota; Fungi; Ascomycota; Dothideomycetes; Pleosporales; Pleosporaceae
Exons: 1
Coding region: 1-1251 (416 amino acids)
Source: RefSeq, a predicted model, not a curated record